Molecule: messenger RNA, 2916 nt
Organism: Sphaerodactylus townsendi
Lineage: Eukaryota; Metazoa; Chordata; Lepidosauria; Squamata; Sphaerodactylidae
Gene: EHD2
Product: EH domain containing 2
Exons: 5
Biological process (GO): endocytosis; endosomal transport
Cellular component (GO): plasma membrane; cytoplasm
Molecular function (GO): GTP binding; calcium ion binding; protein binding
Source: RefSeq, a predicted model, not a curated record
UUUUAUGCUAAUACAUUCUGCUCCCUGUCUCUUGGCAGCCACAGAUCCUGACAGCAGGGACUCUCUUCCGAACAGAAGUCCUCUUCGGAUUCUCCUCGGGACCCCAGAAAGAGAGGAAAAGAAUAGCAUUUUUUUAAAAAGGGAGAGAGAGAGGGAUUUUCCAUCUGAAGCUGAGAUUGGUGUCCCCGGCCCCACCCUGGCCUGUCCCGCUGUGUUCUGGCGUUCCGCCUCUUCCCACAGCACUUUGGAGAACUUGGAGCUCAGCAAUUUCCACAUAGGAACUUUCUUUCUUUUUUCUCUAAAUCCAGUGCCAAAGGGAACCCUCUCUGCUUUUGCAGCUAGACCCGAAGGACUGUCUCAGAAGAGCUACCGAAGCAGAGAUCCCACCCUGUGGAUCUUUUGAACUUCAGUUCCCAACUUCUUUCAAGACCUCGGAGAACCAACCCAGUCGCAUUGAUCCGGGAGAUCUGUGAAGACGACCCAAAGAGCCUGUUGAUUGCUCCGAAGGAUUAGAGACUCAUAAACAUCUUGGCAUAUCUGUUGGUGCUCCUUUUUUGGCUCUCUCUCGGAUUGGGUCUCUUUCAGUCUGCUUCGCUAAACAGAAGGGCUCGAACAGAACUACAUAUCUCCGACCAAGAUUUUUAAUUCCUCUUUUUUUUAACCUCAGAUUUCUUGAUUUUGGACCUUGUUCCCCAAGGUGUUGUGGGCACUGAGCUGAGAUCCUAGAGCCACCAAUAUGUUCAGUUGGAUGAAGAAGAACGAAAAGAAGAAUCCAGAGGUGAUCCACACCGUGACGGAGGGCCUGAAGGACCUCUACAAGAAGAAGCUCCUGCCAGUGGAGGAGUUCUACCGCUUCCAUGAUUUCCACUCGCCGGCCCUGGAAGAUGCUGACUUCGACAACAAGCCAAUGGUGUUGGUGGUCGGGCAGUACUCCACCGGCAAGACCACCUUCAUCAAAUACCUGCUGGAGCAGGACAUCCCCGGGAGCCGCAUCGGACCCGAACCCACCACCGACUCUUUCAUUGCUGUCAUGCACGGCGAAACGGAAGGGAUCAUACCCGGCAACGCCCUCAUUGUAGACCCCAAAAAGCCCUUCCGAAAACUCAACCCUUUUGGAAACACUUUUCUCAACCGGUUCAUGUGUGCCCACUUGCCCAACCAAGUGCUGGAAAGCAUCAGUCUUAUCAGACACCGGGUAUCCUGUCCCAUGCUAAGCUUACGCGUGAGCACAGGUUACGACUUCCCAGCGGUGUUGCAGUGGUUCGCUGAGCGCGUGGACCGCAUCAUCCUCCUCUUUGAUGCCCACAAGCUGGAGAUCUCGGACGAGUUCUCGGAGGCCAUCCGGGCCCUCAAGGGCAACGAGGACAAGAUCCGGGUGGUCCUGAACAAGGCCGACAUGGUGGAGACGCAGCAGCUGAUGCGGGUCUACGGAGCACUCAUGUGGUCGCUAGGCAAAGUGUUCAAUACCCCCGAGGUGCUGCGUGUCUACAUCGGGUCCUUCUGGUCGGAGCCUCUGCUCAUCUCCGACAACCGACGGUUUCCUUUUAAGCUUUGUUUCGAGAGGAGCAGUGGGACUUGUCGUUCACGGACAUCCAGAGACCUUGCUCCCUGAAAUUCCUCUUGCCCUUGAGGGAAGCUCAAUGAUCUAGUCAAGAGAGCCCGUUUGGUCAGGGUCCAUGCCCACAUCAUCAGCCACCUGAAGAAGGACAUGCCCUCCGUGUUCGGCAAGGAAAAUAAAAAGAAGCAGCUCAUCAACAAACUGCCCGUCAUCUUUGCCAAGAUCCAACUCGAGCAUCACAUCUCGCCCGGUGAUUUCCCCGACUGCGAAAAGAUGCAGGAACUACUGAUGGUGCACGACUUCACCAAGUUCCAUGGACUGAAGCCGCGUAUGAUGGACAAUUUGGACGAGUUGUUGACGUUGGAUAUCGCCAAGCUGAUGCCCCUCCUUCGCCAGGAGGAGAUAGAAGUCCCCGAGCACGUGGUCCAGGGCGGGGCCUUCGACGGCACCCGCAACGGCCCCUUCGUGGAAGGUGCGACUGAGGGGGCCUACGAGGGCAUGGACGAGGAGGAGUGGGUGGUGACGAAGGACAAGCCCAAAUACGAUGAGAUCUUCUACAACCUCUCCCCGAUGGACGGCAAGCUGAGCGGCACCAAGGCCAAGAACUGGAUGGUGACCACCAAACUGCCCAACUCCGUGCUCGGAAAGAUCUGGAAGCUCAGCGACGUGGACCGGGACGGCAUGCUGGAUGACGAGGAGUUUGCCCUCGCCAGCCACCUCAUCGAAGUCAAGUUGGAGGGCCACAGCCUACCCUCCGACCUGCCCCGCCACCUUGUGCCCCCCUCCAAACGCCGACAGAAGGGGUCGGCCGAAUAAGAAGGCCUCUCCAGCUGGCCUGUAUACCGGGCUUGAACUGUUCCAGUAGGCCCCGUUCUGCUACGACUUUCCAUCUUCCGGCUACAUCUUGCUUAAGGCAGCAUUUUUCCAGGCUGGGAAUUCGUCGCGAAAGAUCCAUUUCCCCAUCAGCAGGUCCUGAUUCACUCUGAAAUGAAGCUUUGGUUAUACUUUCUGCUCCCACUUCUUAUCCUUGCCAAAAAAUAAAAGUGCUUGCAGUUCCAUCUCGGGUAGACGUUGCGUCUCCAGGCCUCCGACUCAAACUGUCCACGUCGACCGUCGAGAAUCACUUGAAAUGUACCAUCUCGGAUAUGAAUUUUCGUCUGUAUUAGACUUUUCCCAGCUAUGUUCUUGUCCAGAAAGAACCAGGUUCAAAGGACUGUAGGCAUCGCUUCACCAUGUAUAUAACACAUGAAGAAGAAGAGUUUGGAUUUAUAUCCCCCCUUUCCCUCCUGUAGGAGACUCAAAGGGGUUUACAAUCACCUUUCCCUUCCCCCCUCACAACAAACAUCCUGUGAGGUGGG